AACAACAUUUGCACUCUACAGUUCCGCAUUGUGGUUAUCAUGCAGUCAUUCACAGCCAAUACGAGAUCGAUCGACUAGAGCCGAGGAACACAAUUUUGUCUAUUUGAAAAGUUAGCUGUCAUAAACACAAAUGAUUACUAUACCGUUUAGCUCAGUUGAAGUGAUGAUUAGGUUGUGAGUUAGUGAUGGAGAACAUUGAUGAGACACCGUUUCGGAUCACCCGUACCGUCCAAGCUCUGGGCUCCGCACUACGGGGAGAGCCUGAAAAUGUUCCCGAUGCCGGUCAGGGUAGCGGGGACAGAAUCUCGAGUGAGCCGGAGAAGCUUUGGUUUAAAGAAAGCAGCUCUAAGAAUCUCCAAAACAGGGACUUCUUGUCACCCACUACUGUGCUGAAUACGCUUUAUGCAGACGGACAGGUUCCCCCAGUAGUGAUGGGUAGAGUGCUGUCUCUGAAAGGGUGUGGGGUUCUCCCUGUGGCUGGUGGGGAGGUCAUGGGAGAGGGGCUGAGGGUGCGGGUCGACCGGAUUGCUGCGUUUCAGAAGGUCCUGAGUGACGCGUCGGUAUACCUGAAGCCUCCUUGCCAGAGACAGAGGUGUGUGAUGCUCAACUGCCCCGCCCUGCACCCCAAACCAAAUUUACCCUCCCCUGACACCCUCACGCUGGGGCAACUACGCACUGUGCUGCUGACUGACCACUUAGGGGCGCUACUGAGGAGACAGGGGUUUACUGUGUCCUGCUGCCCUGUGCUGCCUGAAGAUAGCAACAUCAUCGUCUUCCUCCGAAUACUUGGCGUCGAUUGGCCGUCAGUGCCGGUCAGCUGGACCAAUGACGAGAGAGAGGAGAAGAUGUUGGAGGCUUUACAGAAUUCCCCAUACAAAGAAAGAGAGGAGACAGAUGGAGGAAGGAGAGAGAGUGAAGGAAAGAAGAUGGAGGGAGAGAAGGAGUGGGGGACGCUCAGGGUGAACUUGAAGAGGGUGUUUCAGGAGGAGCAGCUGCCAGGGUAUGACCCCAGCCUUGGUACCUGUACAGUGCAUAGAGACAGUGUGUCUCAUCUGGCCCAACUGGACAGGGCUACUGCAGACUGCACAGUAUCCACAGCAACUGCGGUACAUGUCACUUCCUGUCAGGAUGAGUUCCGUCAGCAGCAGAUAGCGAUGCUAUGGAGAGCCAGCGGUGCAACAGUGACACAGAGGCAUCUAGUUUGUGGACCGGUGAAGACUCCUGGAAGUCACCUCAGUGCAGCCCAGUAUCUCCAACUGAGAAGAGUGCAGAUGAAGGAGGCCUCAGAGAUGAAGUACGGCGAACAAGUCAAAGGCCAGAGUUGGGAUGACAUCAUCAAGGUCAUGACCUCAGCCACUGUGAGGUUUGAGCUACUCUCAACGGUCCAUAUGAGCCCGGUCACCCUGGACGUGCAGAGGGAAGGCAGUGUGUCCACCAAAGGCCCCAGAGGCGGAGUCUUCGUCAUGUACAACUGUGCUCGGCUCCACACCCUCUUUGACAGUUACGAGCGAGGCAUGGAGAAGGGACUUUACCCUGAAAUCCCAGAGGGCUCCCAGUUGGACUUCUCAGCUCUAAAAGAAGAGGGGGAGUGGCUUCUUCUGUUCAAUUACCUCAUUCCAUUCUCUGAGCUUCUCGACCAAUCAGGACAGGCGUUGGAGUGUGAUGGAGGAGGGGCCAGAGUCAACCUGAAGACUGAACAGAUCUGCAAGUUCRUGGUGUCUCUCAGUAAGGAUUUUAGCUCCUAUUACAACAGAGUCCACGUCCUUGGGGAGCCGUUGCCUCACCUCUUCAAUCAGAUGUUCUGUCGGCUGCAGUUGUUGAGAGCACUGAGAGAGCUCUACCAUCGCGCGUUGGAUACUCUUCACCUUCCUCCCAUCCGGCAGCUAUAGCCACAAAUACCCUAACUAUAGCCCCAACAAAUGCCCCCAAAAUACCCUAACUGUAGCCCC
Molecule: messenger RNA, 1949 nt
Organism: Salvelinus sp. IW2-2015
Lineage: Eukaryota; Metazoa; Chordata; Actinopteri; Salmoniformes; Salmonidae
Gene: dalrd3
Product: DALR anticodon binding domain containing 3
Biological process (GO): arginyl-tRNA aminoacylation; tRNA C3-cytosine methylation
Molecular function (GO): arginine-tRNA ligase activity; ATP binding; tRNA binding
Source: RefSeq, a predicted model, not a curated record